AAAAAAAGGAGGAUACGGGGAAAGAAGAUGAUGAUGCCGGCUCAGUGACUUCGGUCAGCUCACAAGAUUCUGGCUCUUCGACUUCAUCAUCUCGCGUGAGCCACAUAACGAAGUCAGAGAAGGCUCUGGAGCACCUGAAAUGUCUCAUUGAGUUCAUGGACACCAAUAUCUCUGGCAAAAUCGCUUACGUCCGCAGUGACGACUGCCGCACCGUCUUCUUCUCAGACCUCUGGCACUUUUUCCGCCCGGGCAUGGAGGUGGUUCGUCCCGAUGGCAAGCAAGCAUACCGCGUCGUCCACGUCACGAGCGCGCCACACCGCGUGGUACCGGCCUGGCAGAGCUGGUACAGCGGCCCAAACCAGGGGAAGAAGCGAGUCAAGGCAGCCUUCAGCAUCACUUGUGUGUACGUUGACUUUGACGGGAAGCAACUGGGGCCUGUGACGCGCACCUUUGAUAUCAAGCGCUUCGAGGGCCAGAGGGACGUGACUUCUCUCGAGGUCUACCCUCUGCGCUACCACCGUCUCAGCCGAGCUGACACGAGCGAGGCGGAGUGGAAGGAGCUCCAACAGUACCCAGUCGAACAACGCUUCAGGCAGAAACUCAUCCGCCGCGGCGUAAAGCACAUGUACUAUGACGGGCCGACGUUGGAGGUACGUGAAGAAGUCGAAAGCCAAGUGGUGGUGGACUUUGAGACUGCCUUUUCCUUCGAGGACACCCCCAAGGAGCAUCUGAAGAAACCUGACCUGGAGGUUCUCGUCGGAAAUAUUCCAUCGGCCGGCGACGGGGAGGAUGAGGGCGUGGACGAGCCUUGCAGGGGCGCUUGCUGUCGGGGAGAGCUAUUUGUUCACAACGACUCAUACGUCGACGACAACCAGCGCACCGAGUACGUUAACGGACUGCUGCCCAACACGCCCUCGCAGGAUGUCCCAUCGGUUGCCAUCAUUCCUCGGCCCUUGAAGGAGAUCCAGACCGGGCCUGGAAACCGCCCAGUCAUGGCGGACGAUGAGCUCGUCAUCAUGUCGUACCGCGUCUUUGGAUUCGUUCUGCGGAGCCGGAAAUGGGCCCAAUUAGAUCUCACUUAUCUUUCAGAUGUUCAAACCUCUGACAAUAUUCCCACUGGAACGACCGGAGAAGACCAGGCAAAAGGUGAGAGAGAAGGGGAAGGGAGUGACAAGAAGGACCCCGUCGCAGCCUUUGACCGCCUAGUUCUCGAGCAGGGGCACAAGCCAAUGAUUGUGUCUCUCAUCGCCCAGCACUUCCGAGACAAAGAGUCCAAGGGAGGCCAAACGGAGCAAGUUGAUAUUGUCAAGGGAAAAGGAAAGGGCCUAAUCUUGCUUCUCCACGGUGCUCCAGGAGUAGGAAAAACAUCUACAGCGGAGGGCGUGGCGGAGUUAUUUAAAAAGCCACUGCUCCAGAUCACAUGUGGCGAUUUAGGAACCACGGCAAAAGAGGUCGAGCAGACACUAGAGACGAACUUCACUCUCGCUAGUAGGUGGGGAUGUAUUCUUCUGCUUGACGAGGCAGACGUUUUCCUCGCUGAGAGAACCAAGGAGGAUUUCAAGCGAAAUGGACUCGUUGCAGCCUUCCUCCGCGUCCUAGAGUACUAUUCCGGCAUCCUCUUCCUGACAACCAACCGAGUCGGCGACUUUGACGAAGCUUUCACAUCCCGCAUUCACAUCAGCCUAUACUACCCCGAGCUCAACGCCGAAAAGACAGUCGAAGUAUUCAAAAUCAACAUGGAGAUGAUCGAGGAGCGCUUCACGCACAAGCAGCGCCGCAUCGACAUCGACAAGAUGGGCAUCGGCAGCUUCGCGGCCAAGCACUUCGCCGAGCACCCGCACGCGCGGUGGAACGGGCGCCAGAUCCGCAACGCCUGCCAGACGGCGCUGGCGCUCGCCGAGUUCGAGGCCCAGGGCAACAGCCACCAGGCGAUCCUCAAGCCCGACGCCGUGGUGAAGCUGACGGUCGGGCACUUCGACACGGUGCGCAACGUGUAUCUCGAGUUCAACAGGUACAUGAAUGAUUUGUACGGGUCCAAUACGGCGCGGCGGGCGAAGGAGGCCAAGUUGCGGGCUAUUUGGAUAGAUGAGAAUGAUCGGAUUGUUGGAGGGGCUGGUGUUGAUAGGAAAGCUGCGUUUGCGCGUGCGUUGCGGUCGAGUUCUCAGCCGGGAGGAUUCCCGCAACAAGGCUUCCAACAGCAGAAUUAUCAGCAACCGCAAGGCUAUCAACAGAAUCAGGGGUUCCAACAAAACCAAGGGUUCCAGCAGAAUCAAGGAUUCCAACAACCGCAAGCUGUCCAGCAGCAAGGGUUUCAGCAGAACCAGCAUUUCCAGCAGCAACAGCAGCAGCAAGGUUUCCAGCAACCCGGUGGAGGAAUGCAGGAACAGCAGCCGCAAAACCAUCCAAAUAUUAGCGCACCCCAGCCAGGUUACGGCGGUGCAACCCAGAUGGCGAUACAAGGACAGCAAUUCCCCGGCAGCCAAGGUGCGAAUAUUGCAUCUUCAAAUGUUCCGGGCGGUUCCUUGCAGGGAUCGCAGUUUGGGUUUGGACAAGGAGAUGGGGAAGCAAUGCCACAGCCGCGUCGCAGUCCUACGUGGUUUAAUCAGGGCAUCCAGGACAUGUACGUGGCAUCGGGUCAACAAGAGUCUGGACAAUUCCAGCAGGGCAAUCUCGCAGCGGUGGGAGGAGGAGGAGGAGGAUUUGGAUCCGGCCAGCAAGGUCCAGGAAAUCAGGGACUAGGAAAUCAGGGUCCAGUUGGAAAUCAGGGUCCAGUUGGAAAUCAGGGUCCAGUUGGACAUCACUAGCGGGCGUAUUUUUAUCGGUAUACUUUUGCAUCCAGACUGUUUCGGUUUAGAUCAAAGGCGCUGCGUUGCGUCUUGGCGAGAUAGAGUUUGGAUUGACGGGAGGCGGCCGUUUAACAAUUCCAGAUACCAGGGUAGAGCAUGAAGUAGUAGAUGGACGCUGGAGUACUGGUAGAAUAAAUAAUUCCCACAUGUUUUAAUGCU
This is a messenger RNA of Ilyonectria robusta, 3005 nucleotides long. RefSeq lists its product as uncharacterized. The transcript is spliced from 6 exons. The record is from RefSeq and is a predicted model, not a curated record. Bases 156 to 2804 code for a protein of 882 amino acids. NCBI's taxonomy places the organism in Eukaryota, Fungi, Ascomycota, Sordariomycetes, Hypocreales, Nectriaceae. Gene Ontology annotation, molecular function: ATP hydrolysis activity; ATP binding.